This is a messenger RNA of Microthlaspi erraticum, 222 nucleotides long. The record is from the annotation of a GenBank genome assembly. NCBI's taxonomy places the organism in Eukaryota, Viridiplantae, Streptophyta, Magnoliopsida, Brassicales, Brassicaceae.
AUGCAUAAACACAUGAUUGAUGGCAAAUCUGUUGGUUCAGGACCCAGUAAGAAAUUAAGCCCCCCCUUUCAGGUCGUCAACAGAGUUUUCCGCUUCUCUGGCUAUUCAGGUCUGUAUAGUUGUCUUGGAUCGUUAACUUUAGGAAGAAUUUCAGGAUUCUCACAGCUUUCUGCAAAGAUGGUCGACAUGAUAACUAUGUGGAAGUCAGUGAAUCUUUUCUAG